Messenger RNA from Nematostella vectensis (starlet sea anemone), 9144 nucleotides. RefSeq lists its product as uncharacterized. Gene Ontology annotation, molecular function: calcium ion binding; protein binding. The transcript is spliced from 9 exons. Bases 582 to 8810 code for a protein of 2742 amino acids. The record is from RefSeq and is a predicted model, not a curated record. Lineage: Eukaryota; Metazoa; Cnidaria; Anthozoa; Actiniaria; Edwardsiidae.
UAGCGGAACCUCGUGUUUAAUGCUGUUUGUUAACUUUCGGCUGACAUUCGCUCCUGUCUGGUCACUUGUCAAUUGCUGACCAAUUCGCACUCAUCACCAUAUUCAAAAGCCUAUGUAGCUUUUUAUACUUAUCAGUACCCACAAACCUCAAGAAUAAGGCCCGUGGCUGUCAUUCUAUAUCUAUGAUACGCCAUUUUGCGUAUGACAACUGGGAUGCACUUAGGCUUAGUUAGCAAUUUCAAAAACACUUCAAGAGUCGCAAUACACUCUAUUUAUAGGUCCGGCUGGAUCUCGUAUUCUUCCUGCACGCAUCAAUGUGGGAACUCGGGAACUCGCACCUACAAAAGUAGCUCGUUUACCAAAUUUGUGUUUAGACGACCGCCACCUUUGUAACCUUUUGUACAAUGCCUUUGCUUUUGGAUAACGAUUAUGCCAUUAAGUUGAUAUAUUAUAAAUGAUGUGCUUAAGUAGGUGGAAUGCGGAACUUUAAAAUAUAAGUUAGCUUCACAGCCUUAGAAUAUCUGGUUUCAAGGCGGGAAACCUUGAAGCAUUUUCACACUUGUAUGUGACUCACGAGAGCCAUGAGAGUCGCUGCCAUCGUGGUCUUAUUGCUGUUAGUAUCGGGGGUAAAUGGCUGGCGGCGAAGACGAAGACGUCGUAGGCCUCCCCCUUGUACAGCUAAGAAUUGCAUCGUGUCCGGUUGGAGCUCGUAUUCUUCCUGCUCGCAUCAAUGUGGGAACUCGGGAACUAGAACUCGCACCAGGCGAGUAACGAGGGCACAGGAAUGUGGUGGAACAUGUCCCUAUCAUCUCUCGGAGACUAUUGCUUGUAAUAGAGAUGCAUGUAGGAAUGGUGGUACCCCGGCCAACGGGUAUUGUCGCUGUAGAGUUGGAUAUCGAGGAACGUGCUGUGAACACGAUAUUGACGAGUGUGCCACACAGAGACCAUGCCAGCACUUCUGCACCAACACGUACGGCAGCUACACGUGCAAAUGCAAGCCGUGUUACACCAAGCUUGGAACUCGAUGCGAGCUCAGGCAGUGCUCUAUCGGCGGGACGUGUUAUCCUUACGGCACUGUCAACCAACACAAUCCCUGUCAGGUCUGCAGCAGCGCCAACAUGUUUGCAUGGAGCCAUCGAGACGCGCCGAGUUGCAGCGACGGUGUGGCGUGUACAAAGAAUGAUCGAUGCGUCAAUCAGCGGUGUGUUGGCACUCCGUACACGUGCUUGCCGUGUGAAAAAUGCCAUGCGGACACGUGCGUCGUCAAACCCGGCUUUUGUUUGAUCGUGGUGACUGGCACAAAGACGUGCUUCACGCACAAGGAUUUGAGGCCUGGGUACCAGUGUCAGGAAUGCGACAGCAAUAACAUUUACCGAUGGACGGUCAACAACAACCUUCCCUGCACAGACAACAACGUGAAAACCAAGAAUGAUCGAUGCUUCAAUGGCACGUGCUUAAAAGGCGUCCCGUAUCCCUGCUUGCCUUGCGAGCAUCACGAUGGGUUCGGGUGCCCAUUGAAUCCUGGGUACUGCAUCAUCGAGCAUGAAGGUCAGCGGACGUGCUUUGCAACAAAGCAGUUUCUUCCUGGAAAUCCCUGUCAGUGGUGUGACCCUUCUGUCAGCACCAGCAGUUGGACAAGCCGUGACGGUGUACCAUGUGACGAUGGCAACAAGUGCACUGCCGCUGACACCUGCACGCGCGGACUUUGCACCAGCAAGCCGCUGACCUGUAAUGAGCGAUGUCAGUUCUGCAACGGUUAUGCCUGUGGUAAUAAACCCGGCUUCGGAUUCAGAAACAGGAACUGUACUUGCAGAAUUGGAGGGAAGGACUACAGCCAUCAAGAAAUCAACCCGGUCAAUCAGUGUCAAUGGUGUGACAUCUACGAUGACAUCGCCAAGGCAACAGGAAGUUGGACAAACCGCCCCAGCAUGCCUUGCAACGACAGGAACCCUUGCACCAAACGAGACCAGUGCGUGAUGGGAAAGUGUGAGGGCGUGGCGUACAGCUGCCAAUCAAAGCAAGCUUUCUCUAGCUGUAUCCUGCGGUCGGAGUGUGUGGGAGACGGGACCUGUCGUGACGUCAUUAGACCAGCUGGUACUAUCUGUAGACCGCCAGUGGACGGUUGUGACAGACCAGAGAAAUGUGACGGUCGUCUGGGUACGUGUCCCGCGGCAGUGACUGAACAAAUAACAGUGAAAACGGGUUCAUUACAUCUCAUGGACUCCAGUUUCACCAAGAAGACAACCUUCCAGUCCUCAACCAGCAAUCUCUUCCUUCAGAUCACAAACUUCACAGUCAGUUGUGGCACCUUGAAAUACUCCUGGUUCCUCCUAAAGGGCGACGACGCCUGUAGGAUAAAGAGUUACCUUACGAAAGGGGUUCUACUAACAACCGAAAAAACACAAGUUUUGAAUAACCUGACAUUAGUUGAUAGCCAGAUCUAUAAGGUUGCGGUUGAGGUAACGGACGAGAGGAAAGAGAGGCACCCGCUAGUAUGUAGUGAUUUCGUUACUGUGGACGCAACAGUUCCCCAGGGAGGGUGGGUACGGGAUGGAAGUACGGGGGAUGCGAAGUAUCAGUUUUCAAGGUUGAUUACUGCUCGAUGGGGAGGAUUCACAUCAAGAAAUGGAAUUGCAAAAUACGAGUGGGACAUCUUGAAUAGGCCAUUUGGGAGCAGCACAACAAUGAGAUUAUUGACGAAGGAUGUUGGCCUGCAAACUACCGCUUCGCAGUCCUGGAAUGGUAUUACGGAUGGAUCUCUCGUUACGUCUAAAGUGCGUGCGUUCACAAAAGCUGGACUGUACACAGAGCGAAUUAGCAAUGGCGUUAUCAUAGACACGUCCCCACCAGUUAAAGGCAGGGUAUACGAUGGCUACGGACCUGGAGAUUCUCAGUAUGUCAAGUGGACUAACACGUUCACUGCUCACUGGGAUGCUUUCAGUGAUAUCCAUUCCGAAAUGUCGUCCUAUGAAUGGGCGAUCAAGAGAUCUGAAGUGUUCAUCACUUCGUACAAGAACACGGCUCUUAGACGUAAUGAUACUAUCACUGGGUUGAACUUAGCCAACGCGGAGACCUAUUGUGCUGUCGUUCGCGGCUACAACAAAGCUGGGCUCAAGACAGAGGCGGGGUCAAACUGCGUGUAUGUAGACCAAAAUCCUCCGCGCGCAGGCAUAGUUAACGAUGGUGCAGCCGGUGACGUCGAUAACCAGGCCAGCGGUAGCUACAUUGCGGCAAACUGGGACGGGUUUGGUGACGGUGCCAAGGGCAGUGGUAUCAGAGAGUACAUGUACAAGAUCACAGAUGACGCGGGGAAUCUUAUCGUUGAUUGGAUGUCAGUGGGCACCAGAACCAGUAUGAACCAAUCCGGAUUGGUCUUACAAAACGGGAAGACGUAUCACGUGACUAUACGUGCGCAGGAUGCAGCUGGUUGGCAUACUGACGUCACGAGUGAUGGUGUGAAGGUUGACACGACAAAACCGGUUUUUACUGGGACUGUUGCCGUAUCCGGGAUCGUAGGGACAACGAAUGGGACCACGGCAGUCUACAUAACAAGUACGAGUGUUUUAGAAGCCUCAUGGCGCGGUUUCGCGCAUGGCAGUAGUGGGCUGAGCUACUAUCAAUGGGCCAUCAUCCCCGCUUCAGAUAAACUCAAAGAUUCCGAUCUCAAGCGAGUCACGGCUUCUGGGCUACCGACAUCAGCUUUGUUCUCUAAUCUCACACUCGUCGAAGGACAUGCUUACAAGUUGGUCAUUCGCGCCCAUAACCACGCUUUCCUGUACACGGAUGCCUACUCAGAUAACAUAAUCCCCGACCCCUCUCCCCCUGAACCUGGGAUUGUAUCCGACGGAGCCACAGAUGACGUCAGCUACCAGACUUGGCUCGAUCACGUGGAAGCCACGUGGACACCAUUCGUCGAGCCCCACACUCGGGUUAAGCAGUACUAUUUUGCAAUUGGAAGCUGUAGCCUUGGCAACUACCACGUGACAGGAAACAGGUUUCUAACCGUGUCACCUCCGACAUCAAACUCUGUUGUGUUCAGAGGUGCGAGACUUGUCAAUGGUCAGACGUACUGCACGAAAGUAAAGGCUGAGAACAUGGCGGGGGUAUUCAGUAAGGAGGUCUCGUCGAAUGGGUUCCUGGUGGACGCCACGCCCCCGGCAAUCAAUCAGGCCAGAGUCGUUGAUGGGUUGACAGGAACAGAUGUAGAUUUCCAAGACAGUGUCUCAGGAAUGUCGGCCAUGUGGGAGGGGAUCGAGGAUAUUGAGUCGAAAAUAGCGUUUUAUGAAGUUGGCUUGAGCACAGCUCGGAAUGGAGAUGCUAACAUAGUAACGUUCCAGAACGUUGGACUCAACACGAGUGUACGCGUUGAUAUCCUCGCGCUACGUGAUGGGGUAUACUACGCAAAGGUGUGCGCUUUUAAUAAGGCAGGGCUCAAGGCAUGUAUCAGCUCAGAUGGGUUUAUUAUCGACUCUACACCACCGCACAAGGGCGUGGUAAACGAUGGGGUUAUAGAGCCCGAUUUAAAGUACCAAUCGUCGAAAACAAUGAUGUCUGCAAACUGGGGAGGAAUUUGGGAUUUGGAAAGCGGGCUCGAGAAGUUCGAAUGGGCAAUCAGGGAGAACGCAACUAAUGCGACUGUCAUGGAUUUUAAGGACGCUGGCUUGGCUACUCACGUGACCAGUGACGCAAUCAACCUCGAGAAUGGAAAGACGUAUUACGUUUUACUGAGGGCGACCAAUAAGGCUGGUGACGUGAGGGAGCUUCACUCGAAUGGCGUGACUAUAGAUAAUACACCUCCGUUGCCAAAUCCCGUACACCCGGGCUAUAGAGACAGUAACGGGUGGGUCCAGUCCGGGGGGAUGUUUUAUUCAUCGAAUAUAUCCCACAUCUCUGCUCACUGGCGUCCGUUCGUUGACGAAGAAAGCGAAAUUUGGUUCUACAAGUGGGCCGUCGGCACAACAAGAUGCGGUGGACAAGUCCAAUCUUUUGUGAACAUAGGCCAAGAGACCAGAGCUAACGAAUCAGCUGCCAGUCUCGGGCUUAUAAAUGGCGUCAAGUAUUACGUCACUGUGACGUCAAUGAACAGAGCCAAUCAGAACUCGCGUAGCUGCUCAGAUGCUUUUGUGUUCGACAAUACUCCUCCUCAGAUGGGCAAUAUCAUUAUCGGCAGCGUAAGUAGACAUCAGAAGUUCAUCAAAGCCGCCGAGUCGCUUAUCAGAAUAUAUUGGGAUGGGGUAGACGACAGAGAGAGUGGAUUAAAAUACUGCUCCAUGUUCACUGAGAAGGGCUCAGAACAUCGUAUUCUUGCGACGAAUAUUACAGUGGAAUCAGGUUUUAGUAGUAUCACGAAGGAUGCUUUUAACGGUUCACACUACAACAGAGUUGCAAUGCAGUGUGUGAAUACCGUAGGGUUGUCAAGUAUCGUUUGGUCAGAUGUCUUCGUGAUCGACAGCUCGCCACCAGUUCCCCGCGGCGAAGUGCUUGUAGGGGAGUCACGUGAUGCGGCCCACCAGUAUCAAUCAUCAACGAAUUCCAUGACAAUGUCAUGGUCCCUGUUCGCGGACGACGAGAGCCCAGUGACUGAAUACUGGGUUGCCAUAGGAACAGCCCCUCAUAUGUACGACGUUCUGAAAUACCUUAGCGUCGGCCUCGUCACGCAACAUGUCCAAAGAAGCCUCCGGCUGUCACAUAACAUGACGUACUAUGUCACGGUUCUGGCAUGGAACGCCGUCGGGUUGAACGCCUCAGUCACAGGGUUGCCUGUCCUCAUCGAUAAAACACCACCACAUGCACCCCAUGACAGCGUAAAGAUUGGUAACAGUGGAGAGAGUCUUAGUUACAUGACCCUUGGUGACACCUUACAAGCCCACUGGGAAGCCAUUGAAGACCACGAAAGUGGAGUCAAAAGCAGCAGAUACUGCGUUGGUACUGUCCCACAUGGAUGUCAAAUCACAGGCCCCAUAGACACCGCAAAUUCGCGGUUUUCGUGUCCACUGUGUGCGUUGGAACACGGCGAGAAAGUCUUUGUAACGGUCACAGUAACCAACAAUGCAGUGCUGUCCACCACACGCUGGUCCAAAGGAGUACAGAUAGAUGACACACCUCCUUCAAUCAGUGACGUCAUAGACGGUGAUGACAUUAAAGAUGACGUCAUCCAUAAAGACCUGGAGACGGCUCUAGAAAAGUGGCAUGUGACUGCCACGUGGCAAGGUGUCGAGGACAGGGAAAGUGGAAUCGUAAGAUGCACGUGGCGACUCUUAGACAUGAAUGAUAACGAGGUUUUCUCGAAAACCCUCAAAGGGCCGAACAUACUUGGGCGUAAAGUGACAUUGAAAAGUAACAUGACGUAUGGCUCUAUUCCUGGAAACUCGUCAUUUUACUAUAAUGUUAUCAAGUGCACGAACGGCGCGAAGCUUGUUUCCGAGUCAAAGUCGAACGGCUUCGUUGUGGUCUCGGAAUGGCCGACCCCUGCCGAAGUACGAGAUGGCCCCACCUUCGGUAGCGACCUUGAUUACGUAACAAGUACGACUCAUGUAAGCGCCAACUGGGACAACUUCCAAACAAACGAAAAGGACCCAGUUGCUUACUACGCAUGGGCCGUAGGUUCCGCCGCUGGUCUCGAUGAUCUGUUGAAGUUCCAAAGCGUUGGGCUCGUGAACUCGGUAGAGACUGGGUUACCUGCACACAAGCAGAUGAAAGCAGGGAGAAUGUACUAUGUUACAGUCGAGGCGACCUCAAUCAGCGGCUUAGCUUCGAGGAGUAGCUCCGACGGGUUCACUGUGGAUGAUACGUCACCAGUCGGCGCUGACGUCACAGUGUCCUUUACGAUAUCUGAUGACGACCAGGGAGUGGUCGAUUUGUUUUUGAACUGGGAUGGUGUUCGGGAUGAGGAGAGUGGUAUUUUCGACUCGCAGUAUUGCGUAGCGUCUACGCCAGGGUCAUGCCUUUUCUCAUCAGUCUCUAACGGAAAUCUGACAGCGAGCAGUUUUGUGUCAUUCAUGCCCGCCUCCUUACAGGACUACUACGUCAUUGUCAAAAUCUCAAACAACGCUCGAUUAGCAACAGUACUUCUAUCCGACAAGUUUUCAUUCGACACGACACCGCCGACACAAGGCGAUGUUGAAGAUCUGAUCGGAAGUGACGCAAAAACCGGAAGUGGCAUCAAAACAGGAAGUGGUGUCAAAAUCACUAGUAAUAAUACCCACGUGGCAGCUCGGUGGGGAGGAUUUGAAGACCUGGAAUCUGGUGUCCAGAACUGCACGUGGUCUCUGGUCCAGCAAGCACCAACUGCGAACCGAUCCUCCUUUGGUAACGAUACCAUAGUAUUUCAGGAAAGUGUUCCAGCCAAGGGUGAGGCCACUCGCGGUGGGUUGAGCCUCAGCCCGGGCUCCAAAUGUUUCAGCCGCGUGACCUGUCAGAACAGGGACGGAUUUAAGGUGAUUUCAGACGGUAAAGGCGUCAUCGUCGACGUUUCACCACCUGCCAUUGGUAACGUGUCCGACGGAAAAGACGUCACGAAUGACCUGAAAAUCAUCGCCGUAAAUGACACCGUGCAUGCGACAUGGACUGCUUUCAAAGAUCCCGAGAGUGGUGUCAUAGCGUACCGGUGGGGCCUUGGGACUGCUCUGGGCGUCGAUGACGUCAUUGCGUUGCGUUCCGCUGGUUUAGAGAUGGCGGGCUCGGCAAAGCGCGUUAAUCUUACGACUGGGGUGAAGUAUUUCGUUACGGUCGAAGCGAAGAAUGGUGCGGGUCUUUUGUCACAAGCGUGGUCCAAUGGAUUCAUUGUCGAUGAUACUCCCCCAGAACUAAGAGAUUUGACUCUCGGGCCGCGCCUGUGGAUAAGACCUGGCGAAACACUCUCAGCAAACUGGAAAUCACGUGACCCAGAAAGUGGAGUCACCAGGACAGAGUAUUGCGUAGGUUCCACCCCAGCGGGUUGCCAAAUCUCACGCAUGCGCGAGAUCCUGCCAACCGCGAUGCAUGUGUCGUGCAACGACUGCAAUCUGCAGGAGUUCGUGAGUUAUUACGUCACCGUUCGAGUGUGGAACUCAGUGGGCCUGUGGACGUCAAAGACGAGUUCGAGCGUCGAAGUGGACCUGACCCCACCCAUUCCAGGGACCAUAACUCCGUCUCAAGCCGCUAUCGCCUGCAUUAGCAAGUGCACUCUCAUAUCAACCAUAACCCCUUUCAUUGACCACGAAAGCGGCAUCAAAAGCUGCCAAUUUGCCAUCCGUGAUUCAAACAAUAGAUACAUUACGUCAUUCAAGAACUACCUCCCGGGCGGCGUCGCGCGAGCCAUCGAUUUAACGCUCGUGUCGGGACAGCGGUACUACACUGUUGUGUCAUGCGUUGAUAAUGCUGGUCUUGUGACCGAGGCUGUCUCAGAAGAAGGGACUCUUGUCGAUGUUACCCCGCCUACAAAGGGUCACGUGAUUGUGAGCCCGGACCGCACGCACGACGUGUACCAUAUUCAUUCAAACUGCCACCUCUACAACAAGACACUGCGGGCUUACUGGUCAAGAUUUAAUGACUUGGAAUCUGGUAUAACUGGCUUCAGAAUUGCCAUAGGGACUCUACCUUCAAACACUACCAACAUCUACCCUUACACCGACGUGGGUAUCAGCACAAGUUUUGAAGUCCUCCUGGAUGACAAGCUAGGUGUCAGCAAUGGGGACAUCAUUUAUGUCAGUGUGGAGGCACGUAAUGCAGCAGGACUCAUUACCACGGUGACAUCACCACCAACAAAGCUUGUGUCAGCAGAUGUCUUGGAUUGGUGGAAAGAGGGAGACUUCUCGUGUCUAAAUUUCUAAACUAGCUUGAAAAAGAUAAAGAGGGACUUCUUUUUAACAGUAGUGACACAGCCAGUUUAGAUUUAGACACUUAUAUCUGAGAUUCGUAGACAGUGACUCCACUUGAAGCAUGAUGCUUGAGCUUCUAUGAGUAUUCUGUUUCUUGGAAUCUGUAAUCAAAACAAAUAUUCAGAGCACUUAGCACCCGUAAAAUCACACAUCAGGAAUACAAGUCAAUUACAUAAGGGAGAAGUUGAUAGGGCUGGUCAUAACAAUCAUGUGUUUGUGAAACAAUGUGGUAAAGAUUAGGUUUGUAGAUAAAAAAACAUACAUCAAUUAAACAGAAAGUCGUGAA